Molecule: messenger RNA, 1395 nt
Organism: Alnus glutinosa
Lineage: Eukaryota; Viridiplantae; Streptophyta; Magnoliopsida; Fagales; Betulaceae
Exons: 9
Coding region: 179-1288 (369 amino acids)
Biological process (GO): CAAX-box protein processing
Cellular component (GO): membrane
Molecular function (GO): metalloendopeptidase activity
Source: RefSeq, a predicted model, not a curated record
AAAACAAUUCACUCCUCUCAUCUCUCUCACCGUCCGAUCUUCCCACAUCACAGAUCGGACAGCCCCAAACGCCCCCCUCUCUCUACACAAAACGUACGGUCAAUCAUCAAUCAUUCCUCGGAGCUCACCAAUGGCCAAGACGAAGACCAAGACCGUUACCUGAAAGGAACUCACGUUGAUGUCGCUAAGUUCGACGACGUCGUUUCCGGCCAUAGCCGGAGCGUGCACGAAGCUUGGCGAGUUUCCGGCGAGGAAGAGCAGGAGGCUGUGCUUGGACGGAGGGAGGCUUCCGAUACGGUCUGUUCGGGGCUCGGCGGAGCGGAGUAGAGAAGGUAUUGAUGGGAGAAGAAGAGAGGGAGGAGAGAGUGGAGGACGAGGAGGGUUCACGAGCCCGGCCAUGGAGGUGACCACAUUUGAUCAGAGCUUCCACGAGACCGAGUUCCCCGUAUGGGAGAAGAUCGGCGCUGUGGUCAGACUCAGCUACGGAAUCGGUAUAUAUGGUGCAAUGGCUCUAGCAGGAAGGUUUAUAUGCUCAAUCUCUGGAAUUGAUUCUAUGGGUGGUUUCCACCCAUCAUUAGAUGCCAUAUUAGGAGGACUUGGAUAUGCAGCUCCUCCAAUCAUGGCCCUCCUGUUUAUACUAGAUGAUGAAGUUGUGAAGUUGUCACCUCAUGCUCGUGCCAUCAGAGAUGUGGAGGAUGAGGAGCUAUGGAACUUCUUUUAUGGAAUGUCACCAUGGCAGUUUAUACUAGUUGUUGCUGCAAGCUCAGUGGGAGAGGAGCUUUUCUACCGGGCUGCUGUUCAGGGAGCGCUGGCUGAUAUAUUUUUACGGGGAACUGAUUUUUUAACUGAUGCUCGAGGAAUGGCGUCUCUGACUGGGGUACUGCCUCCUUUUGUCCCGUUUGCUCAAGCGUUUGCCGCCGUGAUUACAGCUGGCCUUACAGGUUCUCUCUAUUAUGUAGCUGCCUCUCCAAAAGAUCCUACGUAUGUUGUUGCACCUGUUUUACAAACUCGCUCUGGUCGUGAAGAUAUGAAAAAGCUCUUUGCAGCCUGGUAUGAGAAGAGGCAAUUGAAAAAGAUCUAUUCUCCCCUCCUGGAAGGCCUGUUAGCACUCUACCUUGGUUUUGAAUGGAUUCAGACGAACAAUAUUCUUGCGCCCAUUAUCACCCACGGGAUAUACUCCGCCGUAAUAUUGGGACAUGGCCUUUGGAAAAUACACGACCAUCGGCGAAAACUACACGAAAGAAUCGAGCAUCUUAAAUUAGAAGGAAAGAACUCAAAUAACUUAUGAAGGAACUGUACCAUGAAGAAUAGCCAGAUUGUGAAGGAAAUUUGUAUAUUAUAACAUAGAUCAUAGAUGUUUGUUAGUAGUGUAAUAUGGUACUUUUUAUACGAACA